GCAAAUAUGAAAGUUUAGCUGAAGAAGGUUCCAGCCAUCCAUUAGCCAUAUAAACUUCAUAAUUAUCGAAUGCAGUAAAGAAGGUAGAGGAAUGAAUGCCUACGGCGAAUUCGUGCUUUGUUUCAUUAGUGGCACUGUACACUUUUUCGAACAUGAAAUGCAAUUUCAAUAGCUUUAAAAAAAAUUAACGUGUAAAAGAAAGAUACACUCUAUAUAUUCGCUUCUUCGUUUGAAACAGAACCAUAACCUGCCUCACUGUCAAUAAUUCAGUUACAAAAAGCUGUAUAAUAUCAGCUUUUAGGACGAUCUCUGAAUGUAUAUUGUAUCUAAGCACUAAAAAGAAGUUUUCUAAAGUCUUAUUUUAUUUUCUUGAGAUAUUUUGAACUUCUCAUUUAUAACGGGCGAUUUCAACUCAGAAGGUUGAAAUUACAGGACAAACACUACGCAUUUUUAAUUCAUUAUCAAACUGAAUUAAUCUACUGUCUAAUUCAACCAUGGAAAUUGAAGCUCCACGAAAACCGGACGAAAAAUGUCCUCUCUGUCAAGCCGACAGAUACUUGAAUCCGAAUAUGAAGCUGCUCAUUAAUCCGGAAUGCUAUCAUAAAAUGUGUGAAUCGUGUGUCGAUCGUAUUUUCACAACGGGUCCUGCUCCCUGUCCUACUCCUGGCUGUGGAAGAAUUCUCAGAAAAGCCAAGUUUCGUGAACAGACUUUUGAGGAUGCGCAAAUAGAAAGAGAAAUCGACAUCCGAAGAAGAAUGGCCAAAAUCUUCAACAAAACUCAACAGGAUUUUGCAUCUCUGCAAGCUUAUAAUGACUACCUGGAACAAGUCGAAAACUUGACUUUUAACCUCAUUUACGACAUUGAUGUUGAGCAAACAGAAGCACAAGUGCAAGCAUAUGAAAAGCAAAAUCAAGAAUCCAUUGCUACAAAUUCUGCUCGGGCUUUAGCAGAAGCAAGAGCGUUGGCCCACAACGAAAUGAUGGCAAAAAAACAGAAGCAACAAGCAAGAGAAGCGAUUCUACAAGAAGAGGAGUUGGAGCGCAAGCAUAAAGCAGAAGUUGAACAGCAAAUCAUUCACGAUUUGGCAACGUCUGGAAAAGAUCCCAACAAAAUUGUUGAACUAUCAUCCACACUUAAACGGCAACGAAAUGAGUUACAUCCAGCUAUGAAAACAUUCUCAACUACUGGCUUCUCUAACGCCCUCUUUGGUAAUGCACCUGUAAUACCAAAUGUUCCCGCAUUUGAUCCGCUGGAGGGGACGCAUGCUCCAAGCAAGUACUUCGACGAACGCGAUCUUGUUUUCGACGACCCGUACUUGGAAAAGCUUGAACAAAAUGUUCCACAGCUCGCCGGCUUCAGAAGCAGUUAUGUUCAUCAAAGGGCUUUAUAUGAUGCAUUUUGCGGAUUGGAUUUUGAUUUAAACCUUUUAGAAACGAGUGCUUAGAUGUACACCUAAUACAUAUAUACCACGAAAACCGAAAAAUACAAAAACAAAAUUUUGUCACUAGCUUGGUUGAGAUGAGACCAAAGUCACCAAGAUCUUAGAGAAUUUAAUAGGGCUUAAACCGACGACUUUCACGGAUCUGCUGGAUUCUUUGUUUGUCCUGCUCGAACUUUCGGACCAAAUCAUUAAGCUUCUUCUUUUUCUCUUCACGCACUUGCCAGCGAUAAAAGUUGUGAUGGAUUCCAACCUCCUUUUUGCGAGCCAAAAUGGCCUUUGCCUCUUCUUCAUUGCCGACACGGUUGCGUCCACCACGGACGACUGUAAUAAAACCAUCUUCGUCGGGUUGGUUACGAGCAAGUAGAAGUUGUUUCUUUCUCUCAGCUUCCAUUUUGGCAACCCGGUUCAUAUACGCAUCAACACUUUCUUGCAAAACUUCAUGUCUGGGAAAUUGGCGAUCGUAUUGUCUUGUAAAACCUGCGUAUGUUAGAUGUAACUCUAAAAAAUAAAACAUUCUCCCCUAUCUCAUUGCUUAAGACGUACGUUCUAAACCGGAGGAUUGAGUCAUGGGCCAUUGGAUAACCAGCGAUUUCUUGCUAGCUUGUUUCAGCACACGUUUGACUUCAUUUUCUUCAAGCAAUUGAAUAUGUAACUUUAGAUUGCAGGAGCGAUUUUUUGACAGCGGUGGAUUUACAGUUACCACACGACCACCGAGUUCUGACAUAAUGUUUUUGAUGCACUUUUCUGUAGCAUCGCUAGGGACGUUUAUAAGGAAAAUACUGUUUUCUGCCUCUGCAUCUUCUUUCAAAAAACAGUCGUGGUAAACACUGUCAGACAGCUUCAAUCGAAACCUUGUAAAUUCAGAGAGUGCUGCGGAGCUCAUUUUGACGAAAAUAGAAGCGUCAACAGGGUUUUCAGUUCAAGAGAGCUGUGACAGGUUUUGUUAUAUUGCUCUGUUAGUGGUAUACUACGGUAUACUAUGCUAUGGUGGUGGUGGUGUUGAAUAGACAAGAAUAGUAUUUGCAGAGAAUGAAUGGAUG
Molecule: messenger RNA, 2482 nt
Organism: Schizosaccharomyces japonicus yFS275
Lineage: Eukaryota; Fungi; Ascomycota; Schizosaccharomycetes; Schizosaccharomycetales; Schizosaccharomycetaceae
Product: transcription factor TFIIH complex subunit Pmh1
Exons: 6
Coding region: 495-1445 (316 amino acids)
Biological process (GO): transcription by RNA polymerase II; nucleotide-excision repair; transcription initiation at RNA polymerase II promoter
Cellular component (GO): transcription factor TFIIH holo complex; nucleus; transcription factor TFIIK complex
Molecular function (GO): cyclin-dependent protein serine/threonine kinase activator activity
Source: RefSeq, a predicted model, not a curated record